GCGACAAGAAGGAAAGUUACCGUCAUCUUCACAUCUGACUGCGGAUACUUUGUAGCGAAGAACGGAUCUGAGAUUUUUUUUCUAUUCCUCUUUGGAAAUGAUGGACAUAUUCACUCCAGAUUGAAAAGGCGCACUAUUUAUUAAUUGCUUAUUGAUUGUUAAAAUCAAUUAGAGUUAGAACUUUCACAGUUUUUGCGACUUACACCAGAAAUCUGACACACAUAAUGGCAGAUAACAAGCACCCGCACGUUAUUUUCUGCAACGACUCGCCAAAAAGAGUUUUGGUGUCCGUCAUCAAGACCACCCCGAUUAAACCCAGGAAAGCGGAGGCCCUGACGCCGACAAGCCCCGGUUUCAGCGACUUCAUGGUCUACCCGUGGAAGUGGGGAGAGAACGCCCACAAUGUGACUCUGAGCCCGGGGUCAGUGAGCGGGGCUUCGUCACCUACCGGGACCCAGACGGCCAGGGAAGCGGACACGGCUCCUUCACCUGAUCAGAUCAGGGAUGGUAUCCGCAGAGGGCGUCCACGGGCGGACACUGUCCGAGAGCUCAUAAGCGAGGGGGAGACUUCGUCCAGCCGUAUUCGCUGCAACAUCUGCAACCGAGUGUUUCCCAGAGAGAAGUCUCUUCAGGCUCACAAGAGAACACACACAGGAGAGAGGCCCUAUCUGUGUGAUUACCCAAACUGUGGAAAGGCAUUUGUCCAGAGCGGUCAGCUGAAGACGCACCAGCGGCUGCACACUGGGGAAAAACCCUUUGUCUGCUCGGAGAAAGGAUGUGGCAAUCGCUUCACACAUGCCAACCGUCAUUGUCCCAAGCAUCCUUUCUCCCGUCUGAAGAGAGAGGAACCAAAGGAGGGCCUGGGGAAGGCCCAGUCUGUGGACAACAAGGCUGUGGCAGAGUGGCUCGCAAAGUACUGGCAAACCCGAGAGCAACGUGCCCCUACAACCACCAAGGUUAAGUCACAGGGCAAGGCAAGGGAAGAGGACCAGGAGCAGCAGGAUCCUAUGGAAUUCCUCCAGUCCGAUGAAGAGAAAGGGGAAGAGGAAGAGGCCGCAGAGGAGGAGAAGGGCAGCCAGGGAGGAGGAGCCGCCAAGCGCCGCCUCCAGGAGCAGCGAGAGCGUCUCCACGGGGCUCUGGCACUCAUUGAGCUGGCCAACAACCUGUCUGCCUGAACACCCACCCUCCUCCCUGCCCCCUCAUACCUCCAUUCCCAAUCCGCCUUCCUGUAGUAUGUGCUGUAGCUAGAAACUGCUCAUAAAUGCAGAUCAACGACUAGUUUAGUUAUUCUAUCAAGUUGUGAAGCAAAACUUUGAGAAAGAGCUUAAUUGGCCUGAGACCACGCCGCACAGCAUCAUCCACCCCCCCCCCACACACACACACACACACACAACACACACACACACACACACACACACACACAGCACCAGGAAGGCACAAGCUAAAGCACCUUAUUCAGCUUCCAUUUUAUCCUUUUAGGCUGCUAUAAUUGUAGAUUUGACAAUAUGAAGAAUGUCUUUCUUUCUUUCUGUCUUCUAAAGGCAAAGAAAGAGUACUUGUUGUGUUUUAAGUUGUUUUGUUUGCACUUUGAUGGUAACGAGUUUUUUAAGUAUGUUGUGAGUGUAACAGAGUGUGUAUGACUGAUUUGACUGUAUAUAUGGAUUAAGCUCAGAUGGACAGAAUGAUACAGGGUGUGGUCAGAUAUAGGAAGUGUUAAUUGUCAGGUGGCCUCAUCAUGCUCCCAGGUUUCAUCUCCACCACUGUGUGCACAAUUUCCCUGCCACUAAUGAAAGUUGUGGUGGUAGAAAUGGACUGAGAAAGGUUCAGAUAGUUAUCGCCCCAGCCAUACAGCACACUUCAAACAGUGUGCACAGGUUGGACGAAAGCAGACAAAACACGUCAGGGGAGCUGGAUCAGUCUGACAUGUAACAUGGUCAUUUUUAAUAUGCGAACGAGAGGUGAUCAUUGCAAGCCUAAUCCAGAGGUCUGCUUAAGCACAAGACUUUUAAACUAUCUAGCUUCACCACUGGUCUCAUACUAUACACAUAAUCGUACUGCAUGACAUUACCAGAGGCGCGCAGGAAAAGCUAACUAUACUGCCUUCUGGAUUUAGUUAAGUAUUAUAGCUAACUAAUAUUCUACAUAUUUAAAAAGGUCCAGAGUACUUAACAGCCGUUUUCCUCAUAAAUACAAGAAAAGUGUGUAAAACCUGCAGGCCUAAAGUUGUUUCAACCAUACAGGAGAUUUUUUGUAUUAAUUAUUAUAAUUAUUUUUUUAACAAUGGAUAACGUCAGUCAGCUUUUAUAUUAAAAGAUGGCAGACCAGUUAUGAUAAAGGCAUAGUAUAGUGUGUGGUGCAUCAUCUCAUUUGAAAGGUUAAAUUAUCAGUUAUUUAUGAAAUUUUUUUUUGCCUUCUGGCUCACAUUUUGUUGAACUGGUUGAUAUCACAUCACUUCACAUCAUUUGAUGUGUGAAGAGAAAUCUUCCAGCAUCAACACAAUUAAAAUCAAUUUAGAAUAUGUCACAUACAUUUAGACAUAACAGUGAUUCAUUUUGAUCAAGCACUUACAUUCUCUAUUAAGUCUUGGAUUAAGCUUGCAAUGCACUGAAGGUAAAAUAUUGUCAUACAUGUCCAGGAAAAUGGCACCUGUUUUUUUUUCUCUCCCAUAAACAGAUCUGUGUAGUGCUGGGUGUUUUUUCUUUCUUUUUUUUUUCUUUCAAUAGCAACACUACAUCCUUCAACACUGUAUGAAAUGCCCUGCCUUUAGUUGCUUUGGGGAAACCUGCACCAACAACCUAUCUCUGUCACUCUGGCUGUGAUUUUUGAAUCUGUUUGAUCUACAAAUUAUCCUUGUGGAUUUACAGCGAAACUGGAAGGCAAGUUAAUUGUUGAUAAUCAAAAACACCAAAUGAUUUAUUGUACCCAAUUAUAGUAUAUUUUGAAGCAAUUCUAACCCUUAGUCUAUUUUGAGGUUUGAGAAGAAUAUGGCAUUUAAUAUAUACACAUUGUAUUUGUUAGAAUAUUAAGUGUGCACAAUUUGUGGUGCACUUUGACACUGAAUUUUAGUUUCCCCCUCUGCUAACACCCCCCAACAGUUUUCACUUUUGUGACAUGUAUAGAGUGAUCCUGCUUGCUUGGUAGACAUUUUAUUUCAGUAAGAUUUAUCUGACAGGUUGUCCACACUAUUAUGUAACUGUUGGUUUUCAAUAAACAUUCACUGAACCUGA
Messenger RNA from Micropterus dolomieu (smallmouth bass), 3227 nucleotides. It is a transcript of the gene znf367, whose product is annotated as zinc finger protein 367. Gene Ontology annotation, biological process: central nervous system development; regulation of transcription by RNA polymerase II. Gene Ontology annotation, cellular component: nucleus. The transcript is spliced from 5 exons. Bases 225 to 1175 code for a protein of 316 amino acids. The record is from RefSeq and is a predicted model, not a curated record. NCBI's taxonomy places the organism in Eukaryota, Metazoa, Chordata, Actinopteri, Centrarchiformes, Centrarchidae. Gene Ontology annotation, molecular function: RNA polymerase II cis-regulatory region sequence-specific DNA binding; DNA-binding transcription factor activity, RNA polymerase II-specific.